AUGACACUCCGACUCGCCCCAUACAAUGACGCUAUGCGUCUGGGUCAAGGAUUCAACUCCUACACCCAUGAAUUGUGCAUUGACCAAGCUGUCAAAGUCAAGCAGCGUAAGAGUGUCGAAUCGAAGGGCGAAACAUCGCAGGUUGUUUCUUACUCCGCUCGUUUUGUGGAGAAACUCAGCGAUGUCGUUGAGUCCAUGAAUGUAUCUUACAGCUCAGCGAUCAAGAAGGGUACCAUUGAGAUUAGUGGUAACUCCAGCACGGUCGACGAGACAACCUUCAAGUCGUCGCAUUUGAAUGCAGUUGUGGCUGUCAAGGUCGUGAAUCAAACUAUCUCUACGGAGGACGAGUGUGAGUUCCAGCAGCUCGAGAACAACGAAGCCGCCAUGUACUCUCGCUUCAAUGAAAUCUAUGGCGACUCGUAUAUCUCUGGUUUCAUCGAAGGUGGAGAUUUCACGGGUAUUGUAUCCAUCAAAGUCUUGGAUGGCCAUGACGUGAAAAGCACAGUCGAAGCCAUCAAAUCAGGUCUCAACAUGAACAGCAAGACCGAAGUUGAAGAGUUUGUCCUGGGUCCAUCUGACAACUCUAGUCGAUCAACUCUCGCAACCGCUCUCAAAGACACUGAAACCACCAUAUCCAUCAGCUGGAUAGGCGGCGCUCAGAUCAAAGAUGCGUCCCGUGCAUGGGACAUCGACUCCAUGUACGACGCAGCGGCUGCUUUUCCAGCAGCAGUGGCACAGUGUCCCCAGCGCACUUGGGCUAUCCUGACCCCGUACAAGGCGAACAGGUCCUUCGUCAAAUGGAGUACCGGAUCACCUGUCAAAACCCUGCAGUAUGAUCUAAUUGCUAGCUUCACCGCGGAGUUGUUUGACAGCUUCAUGGACUACAAGAUGCUUCUCAAAGAUGUCCAGAAUAUUAUCAGUAACCGCAAGGACUAUCGACAGCGAAUUGGUGUGGUUGAUGCCAUCGAUACGAAUUUGAAGACGCUCUUGAGUGUUCGCGGGGCUCUUCGAGAUGAGCAGACAAAAAUCGUUGAAGCUAUUGGCGUUUUGAGCAAAGACCCUUCGGUCCUCAAACGACAGGGGGCCUGGUCUACCACAAACAGGGUUCCCCUCGUCAAGCAGAUCAUCGAAAAGGCUUUGGGACAUGCAGCCAAUUGGGAGCCUAAACCGUUGGCAGUUAAACCAGCAUCUGCUCAGGACGCAGUACAGAGUGGUUCGAUUGAUGUAAGUCAAGCACAGAAAGCAGAAAGUGACGACGAAGUACUGGUCGAUUCGGCUACCUCUUCAAUUGCUACACCUAUUACUUCAGAUGGAAAGGUGACCGCAACAGCUGCAUCCGACCUUAGCAAGCCGGCGGUUGAGUUCAACUUUGAUACUCUGAUGCCACCAGAGGUUUGGGAGGACUUGCUACCAGAACCAAUCGAACCUCCAAACUAUGGACAGGUCAACGUCAUCCCCCAGGCUACACACCCCAACAGUCUCCUAAGCCAACUCAUGCCACCCCCAGACGGUUCAUCCGGACCAGGCGUCGUGGUGUCGCAAUCAUACGAUGCCAUGCAGCGCGAGUUAGAGUCUUUCAGGAAGGAAAAGCUUGCCGCCGAAAAGCUCGCGGCGGAUGCCGAAGCCGCGCGUGAAAAGCAGGCACGCGAAUAUGCAGCACUGAACGCGCAGUAUGCGCAGUACAAGGCUGACGCUGAACGAACUCAAACAUCCCAGGCCUCUCAGAUCAGCGAAAAGACAUCAAUGAUCGAGACCAAAGAGGCAGAGAUACAGCGUCAAAAGGCAGCGCAUUCGCAAGUUCUUGCCGAGCGCGAUGAGGCUCAGGCCAGGGAUAACCAGAAGCAGAAUGAGAUCAACGCUCUCAAGGAGUGUGCCCUCGAUGGCCUCACUGCCAAGAAGAUAACGGUCAUUACCAUCACGUACGGUAACAAGGUUUUCUACGAGCUUGGAUGGACAACCGACUCGUUUAACCUGGUACCCAAGGUGGAGCAAAUGAUUGCUUCCAGGGGCAGUUUCGUCAUCAAUGAUCCUUGGUUUGGGCAUGAUCCAAUGCCUAAUGUGCACAAGCAGUGUACUAUCACGUAUCGCUUCAACACUCCUGGUCAGUCGAGAAGAAUUAGGACUAUGUGCGCAAAGCAGAUGGAUACGGGCAGGUUUGAUGCGCUUUAA
This is a messenger RNA of Fusarium pseudograminearum CS3096, 2169 nucleotides long. RefSeq lists its product as uncharacterized. The record is from RefSeq and is a predicted model, not a curated record. The transcript is spliced from 8 exons. Bases 1 to 2169 code for a protein of 722 amino acids. NCBI's taxonomy places the organism in Eukaryota, Fungi, Ascomycota, Sordariomycetes, Hypocreales, Nectriaceae.